AUGGGUGAGCCAGGGAUCCAUAAGACUUGUGUGAGAGUGAAUUCCGCCGAUGAGGAGUCGAGGGACGAAGUGGACCAUGAUUUGCCAAAGAAAAACCCUUUUAUACGGGGUUCAGACCCCCGUGUGGCCACUUGCCGUGGCCGCCUGCAGACGAGACGGUGCCAACUCAAUCAGGAGAUUAACAAGGAACUCCGACUGCGAGCUGGCGCUGAGAACCUGUUCAAGGCAACCACAAACAGGAAACUCCGCGAAACAGUAGCUCUAGAGUUGAGCUUCGUCAACUCCAACCUUCAACUUCUCAAAGAGCAACUGGCAGAGCUCAACUCUUCUGUGGAGCUCUACCAAAAUGAUAGUAAAGAGUGCGUGAUGCCAAUGGUCCCGCUAGGCUUAAAAGAGACCAAAGAAGUGGACUUUCGGGAGCCGUUUAAGGACUUCAUUCUGGAACAUUACAGCGAAGAUGCAGCUCUUUACGAGGACCCCAUCUCUGACUUCAUGGACAUGAGACAGGCCAUCCGAACGCCGGUGCGCUCCACGGCGGGCGUGGCUCUCCUCUUCAAGUAUUACAACCAGCUCUAUUACAUCGAAAGGCGGUUCUUCCCCCCGGAUAGAUCACUCGGCGUGUACUUCGAAUGGUUCGACUCUCUGACCGGGGUUCCAUCUUGCCAGCGAACGGUUGCAUUUGAAAAAGCUUGCAUAUUGUUCAACAUCGCCGGCAUAUACACGCAGAUUGGAGCUAAACAGGAGCGCAACACCUGUGCGGGCCUAGAUGGCGCUGUGGAUGCUCUGCUCCGUGCUGCGGGAACUCUUCGCUAUAUCCACGAGAACUUCACCAACGCCCCAUCUGUCGACCUCGCUGCGCACACGCUGCUCGUACUUGGUACACUCAUGACUGCUCAGGCUCGAGAAUGCCUCUUCGAGAAAUUGCAGCUGCAGGCUCGCGAGGCGUGUAACGGCCGCGAGAGGGAGCUGCGGGAUGACACGGACAUGUGCCUGGAUCUUGCGCAGGAGAGCGCGCAGCUGGCGCACACUUACAAGCAGCUUUACGAAAAGAUGCAAACGGAGGGCGUGUUCAACUACGUGCCAUACUCGUGGGUGUCCCUGGUGCACGUGAAGACGGAGUUCUACCGCGCGCUUGCGCAUCAGUACUGCGCCACGGGUCUCUUGCACGCGCCCAGCGGCAGACACGUGCGCGAUAGACUCGCCACCAUCUACGCGCCCCCCGAUUGCAACCACAAUGGUUCGAUUUCUCCGACGUUCAAAUACGACGAAGAGCUGGACCACAUCGCGCUGGGUAGGGCUCAUCUGGCUGAAGCCCUCGCCCUCUACGAAGAGGCGCUGAGGCUGCAGAGAAUGUGCCGAGAACUUCGGGACAAAGAAGCUCUCUCGCUAGUCGUGGCCGCGCACCGGGAACGCGCUGCGCGAGACAAGGCCCAGCUGGCGGAGGAACCAGACUUUGCUGAUCUUCUCGAUGUACCCAACAUUCAGCCCUCGUCGAAGUUCCAACUGGCCCUUACGCCACCGGACUUCGCUCAACACCGCGUGGAGGACCUUUUCAAGAGGCUCGGACCCAUCGCCGUGUUCUCAGCCAAGAGGCAUUGGAGCGCGCCACGCCUGGUGCAGCUGCACAGGGAUGGAGAGACGAGGAGGGAGCGGCGCGGUGACAGGCAAAAGAGGAAACCGAGCGACAGACGCGAUAGAUCAGAAGACAACAGCACGUACUAUCGCGACGACACGUACGAAGUGACCAAAAAGAACGGAGUCUACAUUAACAGUUUCGAGAACCUCGAAUAUCAGUCUAAAGCGCUGGAUUAUGGGAAGAAAAGGGAGCUGAGGAGAGCCGCGAGCGAGUACAGCGUGGCCGGGGAGGGGGAGAGCGAGGGCUUUGGCUUUACCGUGAGGGGGGAUGCCCCGGUAAUCAUCGCUGCCGUGGAACCAAAUUCUUUGGCUGACAUCGGUGGCAUGAGAGACGGCGACUUCAUAAUAUCGAUUGGAGAAAAGGACGUGAAGUGGAGCAGUCACGACACGGUCGUGUCGCUCAUACAACGCGCCGGAGACACGCUCACGCUGCGCUUAGCUACGCCCAUGGACACCAGCUCACAAAAGUCGUCGCCCGACACGAGCCGCCAGUCCUCGACGCCCGGCUCCGUGUCGGCCGCGUCCACGUCGAGCGGUUCGACCGCCGCGACCGCACGCUCGUCCGCGCGCCGUCUCCCCUCUUGGAACCCUUUCCGAAGACAUUCCGCGAGAGACAACCCGUCCACACACACGAACGUCAUUUUUAGAUAA
Molecule: messenger RNA, 2286 nt
Organism: Leptosia nina
Lineage: Eukaryota; Metazoa; Arthropoda; Insecta; Lepidoptera; Pieridae
Source: the annotation of a GenBank genome assembly